This is a messenger RNA of Pogona vitticeps (central bearded dragon), 3446 nucleotides long. RefSeq names its product PTTG1IP family member 2 (gene PTTG1IP2). Gene Ontology annotation, cellular component: cytoplasm; nucleus. Lineage: Eukaryota; Metazoa; Chordata; Lepidosauria; Squamata; Agamidae. The record is from RefSeq and is a predicted model, not a curated record. Gene Ontology annotation, biological process: protein import into nucleus.
CAGUGCGCGACAAGAGUGCGCUUACUCGUUCUGAAGCGCCUGCGCAGUCCAGUGGCGAGCUUUUAAGUUCUAGCGGGGUGGGUGAGGGAGAAGUUUCCCCGCUCCGCUGCUGAGGACAAUUAGCGAUGGAGGGAGGGGCGGCCGCCCGGUGGCUGCGGCUGCGGCGCCGCCGCUUCUUCUGGACGCUUUGUCUGCCUUGUCUCUUCUUGCUGUGGGACUGCCCGGCGACGGUCGCGAAGGAGCCUGUGCCGCCUUCGCCGGCUCCCGUUCUGUCGUGCACUGAUUUUACCAAAAAGACAUGUGAAGAGUGUGUAAAAAACACAAAAUGUCUUUGGUGCAGUGAAAAUUCCACUUGUAUGGACUACCCUGUAAGCAAACUCAUUCCAUCAUCCUCACUUUGUGAACUCACAGAGACUUACUGGGGAAUCUGCUGGGUCAACUUUGAGGCCAUUCUCAUCACCAUAGGUGUGGUAGCAGGUGUUCUUCUACUUCUUAUAAUAUGCUGCUGCUGCUACUGCUGCAGAAGACGUAAUCCUAGCAGGAGACUAGCUGAAGAAGAAGAAAGAUUUAUCAAAGAUCGGGAAGAAAAAAGAAUGCAGUCCCUUCAGCGAAAACAUGAAAGAAAAGCCAAGCACGAUGAGAUACGCAAGAAAUAUGGUCUUCUCCAGGAUUCUGACCAUCCAUACAGCAGAUACGAGAAUGAAUGAAAACAGAUAGUGCUUUGUCCUGUUUAAAAAAAUGUGAAGGUUGCUUUCUUGUUUAAUUUUUAGGUCUCCAAAUAUGUUUAUAAAUUCAUAAUAGAAUAUGUUGUUUGUUUUCUUUCUUCUGCUUUAUUUGUCUUUACAAUUCUAAUAUGGAAUGCAUUUUUUUAGAGUUUUCUUUAACAUAAUGUUAUGUGGGGUACAUAAAACGAUCAGGUGAUUUCCUCCUAAAAUUAUAAGGAUUUAUAAAACAUCAUCUUUCCCAUGUUGCUAAAUAAAAACACUCUCAAAAUCUGUGGUUUAGUACAUGUUGGCAAAUAUUUGACACUACAGAUGUGUGGUAGCAAGUGAUGACAAAUUACAGCUUGCCAAACCUUCAAGACUGCUAAUAGAAUAUGAGGGGUGGAAAAGAAAGAAAAAUGACAAUGUGCAAUGGCUUCUUUGACUCUGAAGAAAGGCCAGAUGGCUCCUGGUGUUGUGGAGCUAGUCGGUUAUUUUCCUGCACCAUUUUAGCUCAAGUAUCUAGUUUCUUAAUUGUUGCAUACUUGUCCUUGCUGUUCUGUAAUAGAAUUUGCCCAUUCCACUAGGUUUUCCUCUGUCACACAUCACAUUCCACUAUAUCUUCUAUCAGUAUUCAGUGUUUGAGCAAACAAAAUCACUGUAGCUUAUGGAGAGACUGCCCUGACAGCAUAGGCUUGGAGAAUUGUCAAGCCGAGGGUCCUACGUUGUGUUUAUAACUGGCUUAAUAUUUUCAUGAUUAUGGAUAUUCAGUAAUGCUUGGAUGUGUUACAUUUCCCCCUGAGAAAUCACUGUGAAAAACUCUAGGGAAUACAUAGGAUUUGGAAAAUUGUAGUACUGCCUUUUCACAUAUUUAAUUACAUUAAUCAUUUGGGUUAUGCUUUUACCUGGUAUCUGGUUAGUUCAGAACACAUUCCUGAAAUGUUUGUUUGCACGUAAGGUCUGUCUAUAAAAAGGCUGGAGAGGACAGACAGUUGAGAUCCAGAUUCUAACAAAAAGUUUGGAGGCCAUCUAAGGACAUAGUGAAGGCAAUUGGCUUAUAUGAUAUCAGUCGACAUAAUUUUGGUGUUAGCAUCACAAGCUGCAGCUAAGUCAUGAGAUAUUUGAACUGUAUCUUGCUUGUGCACCUGCUUACAUUGCAGAAGUAUUUACUUUUUAAAAAAUCCAGGAACAAUGUCCCAAUCAGGGCAGACGUCCAGUGAGGACUCCAUAACCACAGAAUAUGGGAUGAACAAUUUCAACAGAUGUGGGUCUCAUUUUCAUACAUCUGUGGACUCAGUCUAGACUGCAUCUGUACAUUUUUCACAAAGCAAGGUUAUGAUAGUUUGCUUUACAGGGGAACUGUACUUCCUAGAGGGUUUCUGUAACAUGAAUCUCAUUAUCCAUUCCCCCAUCAUUUACCCCAUACACCACUUGGGAGGUAUCCAGGAACUCUACAUGGUGCAAAAACACAGUCUGGGAACACAUGGAAUCAGAGGUGACAGAUCUAUGUCUUUGGAAACUAGCUCCCACAGCUCUCGAGGCUGUUGUUGCUGUCUUGAGACUGUUAAGGAUUAUGCUCUAAAAAUGUAAAUUUCACCUCUACAUGCAGUCUGUAUAUUACCCACCCAUUACGUAAAAUGGUCAUUGGAAAAGGAAAAAAAGGGGAAGGAGAAUUCCCUGGUAGGAGAGUGGAGCUCUGAACAGGUGCAUUCUUCUCAUUGGCAGAAGGAUACACUGUGACUUGUCGGACUCACUGUUUCUGUCUAUCUAAUAAAGACAUUUAUUUUCUCGUAUUAAACAUCUAAAGUUAUCUGGCAAACCUUUUUGAAAAUGAACACAUGAAGGAGCGUAUCCUAACUCAUCAAUAUAGUUUAGUUUUGCAUUUUCUUUUAAUUCACAGAGUAACCCUGAGUAAGAAGCUACCUGAUGGCACAUAACAAUAUUCUAUGCAUACUACUAUAUAAUUUAUUGAUAAAGUUGCAUUUUGUAGCUUUUCAUUCUAGAUACUUAUGGAAGGUUUGAACGUCAUCUGGAGCAAUUUAUUAGGAAUGUGCCCUUCCAAUAGCUGUCCUUAAUUUAUAUGCACUUAAAUAUAUGGUAUAUGCAAAGUUGUAUCCAGUUGGUGUUAUUCUGUUAGCGGAAAGUUCUGUCACUUCCUGGAGGUUUCUGUCGGUGGAAUGGAAGGGGGGCAGUUUAUGGUGGUACUGGCCUUUCCUGUGUCCUCCCAGUUUACUCUGGAGACUUGGGGGGAAAAAAGAUGGAAAGCAAUGUCACUUCCUUCUGCAUGCUGCCAACAGAAAACUGCUGGAUGAAAGAAACUUCUGUCAGACUAAUAAUUGUUUGCUAAAUCCCUUGUCAAAGUGUGGAAAAUGUACUGUCUUGAACGUCAGACUCCCCCAGGCAGUAUGACCAGUCCCAUAGUGCCUGAGGAUUUCUAGGACUUGCCAUCCCAAGAAAGUCACUUUUCUAGAUUUUGCACAAGGAAACUUGUUUUAUCAUUGUUUCAGAAGUUUCAUAUAUUUAACAUGGAUAUUGUAUUGGUUGAAAAUAUGAUUUGUAAAUAUGUUGUAAUUCAUUUUAACUGGUUGUUUUCAUUGUUUUCUAUCUGUCUUGUUUUUAUGUUUUUUCUGUCUUGUGCGUUAUAUUUUACUAUGUUGGUACUAUUGCUCACCGCCUUGAGCAUUACUUGUUGGAAAGGCAUAAUGCAAGUUUAGCAAAUAAAUAAACAAAAUUAAAAGCCUGUAA